AUGUUUCUGGAAUUCCAUUUUCAUUCUUUCAGGGCCCCCGCAACGCCAUUUCUCUUGAAUGUGGUGAAAUAUUGGACGGAUCGUCAGAGGUUUGUUUUUCAUUUCGUAUAAUAUUUACAUUUUUGCAGGUUUCGGUUCAUAUUUUGUUGUUUUUGAUAAUAAUGGUUUCACUUUGCAGUCCUAGUUUAGGUCUUAUAAGAAAGGAAUUCGAAAAUACGUUUUUUUUUUUAAAUUUUUCCGCCUUGAUUUGUAAACAAAAUGUCUCGUUUUUGAAUUUUUAAAAACGGCACAAACAUGCAAAAGAUGAGAAUUUCGAAGUUUAAUCCUUCCAGAGUGAAAAUCAAAAGUCGAUCAAAAAAAUGUUCUUUCGUUCAUUUUAAAAAAAUAAGAGCCCUUGAAAGGCUUUCUAAGUUCUCUUCAUGUUGAAUUUUAUGAUUUUUGUUUUUUUUUAAUGAAAAAAAUCUAAAUAGCGCAGAGUCGAUACAAUAUUAGAAGCUAGAAAAUAGCAGAAAAAGCAGAUUUUUCGGCGUUUUUUUGCAAAUUUCUCUGGCCUUAAAUAUAAUUUUUUGGUCAUGGUAAGAAACGAUCCAAACUCAAAAAUCACGCAAAAAUGUCGUUGAGCUUUUUUUCUCAUCUUUAAUUCUUCUGAAGUGCUUCCAAACUUCAUUCAUAUUGACGGCUGUAGCUUAUAAAAUGGCUCUCAAAAAAUUUAUAAACUUUUGAAAAUCCAUUUUUUUUGAAUCGAAAAUGGCGACCCAAGAUCGAGAAUCUCUAGAAAUGUCGUUGAGCUCCUUCUUUUCAUUUUGAGUUCUUCAUCGCAAACUUUAUUCAUCUUGACAGUUGAAACUUGGAAAAGGCGAAUUCCGAUUAAAAAACUACUAACAAGGGAGGUCAUUUUACUUUGCGAGUGGGUGUUUCUUGAAAAGAACACUCCUUGAUGCACCAGAAGAAGGUUCUGAAUGUCGCAAGCGGCACAACUUCCUAGUUUUCGAGAGAUAAAAGUCUAAACCCUCAAAGUAGCAAAUUUUUCGGAUUUUUAACGGGUUUCUUUGACUUUGAGGCGUCUUUUCUCAAAAACGAGGAAGUUGUGAAGGUUGAGACUUUCAGGAUCUUCUUCUGGUGCAUAAAGUAGCGUUCUGGCGAAUUUGCACGAAAUUCCCAAAAAAAAAAAUAACUGAAAGUGUAAUUUUCUUCCAGAGUAACGGUCCGAACUCGAAAACUCCGCAAAAAUGUCGUUGGUCCAUGUGCAGCGGUCUCCGUCGCCGUCGCUCGGCGAUGAGAGCGAAAUUUUGGUCCGUUUUUGAUCAGAUAAACAUUUUUUAUCUCGCUGAGUCCUCCAUCAUUUUCCUGCAGGAUCUGGAAUCCUCCCGAUGUUCUUCUCGGAACAAAAGCAUGUCUGAGUGCUAUUUUGCCGUCAGAGGAGCCGCCGUCAUCCUUCCCCACAGGUUCCUGUUUAAAACUUGUCUAGUCAAACUAAUGAUUUUUUUGAAGUAUUGAUUGAAAUCAUGUUUUUCUGGAAUUCAUAAUUGAAAACUUGUUCGUUAUUCUGUUCAAAAAGUCGACUAAUUUAGGAUUUAUUGUUUAUUGAUUUUUUCGAAGUAUUGAUUGAAAUUUUUUUUAUGGAUUUCAUAACUGGACACUUGUUUGUUAUUCUGUUCUAAAAGUCGAUUUAUUUAGAAUUUAUCGCUUUUUUGCCGAAUUAAUGAUUUUUCUAAGUUUUAUGUUGCUAAUCCGAACUAUUUCAGUCAAAUUAUUGAUUUUCCUGAGUAUUGAUCGAUUUUUUUUUCGAUAACUUUUCUGAGAGUUUUUGAUGACACAAAAACACAGGUUUAAUACCCAUUUUUGGCCAAAUUAUUGAUUAUUCUAAUUUUUAUGUUGCAAAUCGAUUGAAAGCCUGAGAAACUUUAUAAAUUUCUUCAUUUUUUGCAAGUUAAUCCGGAUAUUUCGAAUCGAAUUAUUGACUUUUUGAAAAGUUUUGAUCGAAAUUUGUCUUAUUUUGAAAUUAACCAGUUAAAAAUCUAUGUGGAUGAUUUUUUUUUAACCCAAAAAAAGCGUACUAUUUUUUUUGUCAAAUCAUUGAUUUUCUUCGAAAUAGUGUUACAAUUCGAGUGAAUGAGUUUGAAAUUCAAAGAUUAGCGAUUUUUAAUAAUUUUGGGGCUUGGUUUUUACUCAGGAAAAAAUAACCUAUCCGUUUUUUUCCACAGAUUUUAUCACCUUCUUUGGUCAAUAUUUUGAUUUUUCGGAGUAUUGAUCGAAAAAAAAAAUGAAAAAGGGUCCUGACACGAAUUUGAAAAAAGAAAGAGUGCCUGGUUGGUGGAGAGCGCAGAGUCCUUAGUCAUUUAUAAAACUUUCUAGAAUAAGCUCAACAAGAAAAAUUCUGCAAAUAAGUCAUAACAUUAUUGAUUUUUGGUUCUCACUAUAUUUAAAACCUUGGAAACGGUAAAUUGAGGUAAACGGUUUUUGAAAUCCGCCGAUUUUUCGGAAUUUCAUGGAGAUUUUUAGCGAAAGCUCGCCGACUUGCUCGCAUUCGGCGGCUGACGUCGAAAUCGAGGGACAUUUACAGGCGAUGACGCGUCUUUUGAGGCCACAUGACAGCAUCACCAUGGCCGUUCGUCUCCAAACUCAGGUUGGAAUGGUCUUUUUUCAGGUGAAAAUCGGUAAAAAAUGAAGAAAAAAGAAGUUGAAUCCUCCCAGGUGUUUCUUCGAGCUUUUCUGGAUUUUUUAAUCCACAAAGAAGUUUUUUAAUGCAACACUCUAGCCCUUUUAGAGAUUUUUCAAAGUUCGAACCUUUUUUUUCUGAAAAAAGCUCAGUUUACCGUUUCAAAAAAAAAGUGGUACUAGUUAAAAAAUUUUUGCGUACUUCUGUCCGCACUCUGUUACAGAUGGUCUGAAUUUUUAUAUUUUUUUGAAAUAAUAAUUUCGAGUUCUGAAAUCUCUUUUUUCAAUGUAUGAAAAAUGCAUGGCUAAUAGUUUUUCGAGAAAAAAAUAAAAAUGGAAAAAAAGAAGUUGAAAUUUCUAGGUAUUUCUUCGAAGUUCUCGGGAUAUUUUUAAUUCAAAAAGAAUUUUUUUUUCAUGCAAUACUCUAAACCUUUUUAGAGAUUCUUCAAAGUUUGAACAUUUUAUUUUUCUGAAUUAACUCAGUUUACCGUUACAAGAAUUUCUGAUUAGCUGAAAAUUUGUGCGUACUCUUGCUUGUACGCUGAGGGACAUUUCUGAAUUUUUAAUAAAUUUUUAAAUUAUUUUUGAAUUUUUUUGAAAGUUUUUUUCUUAUACAAAUUGUGUGGAAAUUGGUUUUCGAGGUGAAAAAAAUCGACAAAAAAAUUUAGAAAAAAAGAAGUUGAAGCCUUCCAGGUGUUUUUUUAAUAUUUUUUUCUGGAUUUUUCCUAUCUAAAAAAAAAUUUUUUUCAAGUUAAGAUCAAAUUUGAGAAUUUUUGGCAAUAAUCCAGAGUUUUUUUAGAAAUUUUUUUAAAGCUCAAAUCAUCUAUCCCUUUAAAAAAAGCUCAAUCUACGUUACAAAAAAAAUUUAAAUAAGUUCAAAAUUAGUGCGUUCCUUCAAUCAUAUGUGUUUGAAAAAAAACUAUGAAUUUUAUAUAUUCGAAAGUUUUUUUGAAGAUUCAUUCAAAGUUAAACAUUUUUUUCUAGUGAUAUAAUUAUCGCGGAAUGAAACGAAAAAGGCCAAAAAUCACUCAAGUGAUCACUAUAUGGCUCGGAAGCCUGGAGCUUUUCCGCGCAGUUUAUGAGUACCAAUAAAAACUUUUAUUCAAUCAAUUUUUCCAAGGCGAAAUUAUUACAGGAAAAAUUACUUUAAGUUAAAAAGAUCCCUCCAGGUAAACGAAAAGCUUGAAAAAAAGACUUUAUUAAUUUUUUUAAUAGAAAUUUUUUUCGAUCUAUCAGAGGAGCAUAGAAAGUUUUUUUAUCAGUUCAAUUUUUUUGAAAAAUUCUCCUCAUUCAAUGCGUCUAACAGAUGCUUUAUUACUGUAGACUUUUAAAAUAGGGAUUUUUUCGAAGUUUUAUUAUUCAAUUAAGAUUUUUUUGAAGUUAUAAACUUAAUUUUUGCCAAUCAAUAUGCGAUUUUUUCGAAAUUAGAAAAUGUCAACUUUUUUCAUAUCCAUGUUUCUCUCAGGUUCUGGAUCACGUGAGGUACUUGACGAUCGUCAGCGCCUUCACGGAAUCUGAUGAAAAAAGAACUUUGCUCCUUGGAAUGGACUACUAUCAUCAACAGAUGACGUUGGAAAUCUUCCCGAAACUUGGAAAAAAAAGAUUUUUUGAAGGAUCGGCGUGGUUCUGCCGCUGUUGUGGUGCAGCCGAGUUGAACUCGUCGGUGACGGCGGAUUUGCAGUUCAUGGGUCGGCCCAGUCUUGCAGCAAGGCCGAUAAUGCCCUUCUGUUCCGCCCGACCUCCGUCCAGGGCAUGUGGUCCGUUUUUUUUUUGCUACAAAAAAUAUUGCUGUUCUUGAAUCUCAAGUAAUUCACUUCACCGUCAGUUGAUAUUUGAAAAAAACCACUGAAGCUACUUUCAAUCCUUUUUUCGUCGAAAUCUGCUCGCUAAAAUCGUUUCAAGACAGCGGUGAACGAAAUUUGAAAAAAAUCAUUAUAAUUCAAAAAAAUUUAAUUCGUUAAAAAGAAGCUGGCAAAAAAAUAAACUUCGCGCAUUAAUAAAGACAUAAUAAAAAAAUUUUUAAAAAAAAUCAUGAAAAAAAUGCUUUCAAAUUUAGUUAAAUGGGCAUAAGAAUAUGCUUUUUACCUAGUCUUUUUAUUUACGAGUUUUGCAAAUAUCUUUAUUUUUUCUUCCGGUUUUUCAAAGUAUUUUGUUAUAAAUUUUCCUUUUUGUUGUUAGGAACCAAGAUUUAUUUCUUUCUUUUUUCAAAUCUUCCAGUGAGAGAACGAUUCAUCUUUAAUUUCAAAAGCUUUUUUCAAGUUUUGAAUUUCGAAAAUUUCUCAAUAAUCCGUUUCUGAAUGAAAUUUACUGUUUCAGGUUCGUUUUCCAAUACCUCCACAAAGAACUAGCCAACACUAAAGUCUCGACGCCUCGAUUAAAGGUAAUAAAAAAAAAUUUUCCAUAAAAUAUAUUUUUCAAAGGAGCCAUCAUCGGUGACGGAACACUACAUGAGCAAAAUCGUCUCGCCGUCUUUUUUGUGCGCUCAAUGGUUCUUUUUUUUCAGAUUUUAUUAUGCGUUUUAUUUUUAGACUUUAAUCCCGUCAUCUCGAUAAGUUUUUUUGGUGUUAUAAAUAACGAAAGCAGGGGGGUUUCUGUCAUUUUCAUAAGCUUUCGUGGUUUCAAACAGUAAUAGGAGGGGGGGUUGAGAUUUUAUUCCUAUCAUUGAGAUAGCUUUUGUUGUUUCAAACAGUGAGGUGUGGAGGGGGUUGAGACAGUAAAAGGAGGAUUUUUUUCCACAUUCAUGACGUUUUUGCUUUGCGAACAGUGAAAAAUGAUGGGGGGCUGUUUUUUUCUAGAUAAUAUCUUUUUUUGUACAAUGGAAAAAGGAAAUUUCGGAUUUCUUUUUGUUUUUAAAUGACCGAUUGAAGUUUCUCUCUAGGAUUUUUUUCAGUUAAUUUUUCAUCUUUUUUUGACAUUUCUGAGAACCUUCUGACCCUUUGGUUUUCAGGCGAUUUCUUCGAUUUUUGCGGUUUUUUUUUGGAUUUGUCAAUUUUUUUAGCUUCAUCUUUUUGGAAAAAUUUGCUCGAAAUCCGAAUUUGCGAAAAGUUCCACAAUCUUUUUUUAUUCAUCUUCUAGGUAACGUUUCGUAAAAAAAUCUGAAAAUAGUCAUUUUUCAACGCAUUUUUUUAAAUUUUUUUAGUUUUUUAAAUGAUUUUUCAUGUUUCGAAUUCAAGAUCACAACGUUUUUCCAGGCAACAGUCGCCUCUGGAAGAAGACGAGGAUUACGGUCUUUCUGCGGAUACUGUAAGAGAUUACAGUGGCGGCGAGGGAAUGGUGGUCAAAGUCGGUUCUGAAUAUCAAUUUCCUGUUUUAAAACUUAAAUUUGAUGAAAUUUGGAACACCGAGGCAAUGGAUUCUAUAUGAGACGUUCAAAAAUCAAAUCACCUCUCUAUUUUCCAUUUUUUCAAAGUUUCUUGGUCGCAUUUGGAAUGGCUAAACCUAUCAUAUUAUGAAAACAAUUGACUGGGCUUUUUGAACUUUUUUUGUUUUCUUUUUACGCUACGCGCGAGUAGUUUUGAGGUCGGGCGCAAAAAGUUUGCAGAAAUGAUGAGUUUUGAGUUGGUCCUUAUGAGUUAUGGAUUUUUUUCGAAUUUUUCCUCGAAUUUAAAUAAAACGAAUAGCAAACACUUUUAUAUCAAUAUCAAAAAAAAAUGAUCGAUGGAAAUUUUCCAAGAAAAGUUCGUAAACGUUACAGAAAGUUUUUAAAAAAAUCUCUGAAACCAAUGGAAAUUUGCUUUCAUCAGGCAAAGUACCAGGGUAGCGUGAAAAUCUUGAAAAAUGAGAAAAGAGACAUUUUUUUCGUUAAGCCUAACUCCGAGGAUUUCACAACCUUUUUUUCAUAAAACUUGGACCGUUUCAAAGGAAUUUUUAUACAAAAAAUAACAUUUGACGCAAAGUUCUCAUGAGAUGUCAGUUUUGAAGAGCGGAAAAAAAAAGCAAACAAAGAUUUUUAAAGAAAAAGAGGUUAUCAAGUCUUUCCGACCUUCAACGAUUUUAUCAUGUUCUCUGAAGCUUCCCGAAAUAUAGAUCCAAAAUUAUCAGGAGAACGAGCUCCGACGAGAACUGCGGCAAAUCAUGCAAAGCGUCGAUCUGAACGUCGUGACCAGCAGAGAUCUCCGACAAGCCUUGUCGGAAAGGGUCGGCGGCGUCGGCGAUGAAUACAAGGUAUUCAACGAUGAAUUUUUAUUGGAAAGGUUCUUCAAAAAAACAGUUCUAUAAAGUUUACACUAGAGAGCUGGUUCCAAAAGUUCCAGUUGUCCAAAAAACGUAAAAGUUUUAUAAGAUUGAUAAUUUGCCUCCUAUAGAUUAUUACUUUUUUCUCUAAACAAAUUCCCAUUUUUUUCGUCCGUAUUUUUAUAUUUUUUUGUCAAUUCUGACUGCGAAAAAAAUCAAAAACUGUUCAAGCAAAUUAUGCAAUCUGAAAAAUCUUUUUUUCAAAAAAAUUAAGGAUUGGAGAAUUCAAAAAAACACGUUGCGAAUUUGAUAAGAAACUCUCCGAAAGUUUGAAAACGAAUGUUUUUCCAAAAAAAAAUUUUUAGUAUUUAUUGAAAAAAAUUUCGAAAUUUGUUACCGUUCCCCAUCGAAAAAAAUUGUUUUUCGGGCAUCAUUUUUCUUAUAAAUAAAAAAAUUUUAAAUUUUUUUCCAAAAGUCAAUUAUUUAAGAUUUUCGAUCUUAUGAAAUGGAAAUUUUCAGAUUUUUCCCGGCAAGGAAAACUAGAAAAAAAUUGACUUCGCUACUUAAAAAAAUAACAAAUUUUUUUGAAUUUUUUUCAAGAAGUUCUCACGAACUUUUCGAUUGAAUAAAUGUUUAAAAUUAGAAUAUUUUUGCUCUUUUGGCAGAAAAAAAUUGAAUUGAAUGUUUGGGAAAAUUCCAGAAUCGCCCUCCACCCGGUUACAGCCCCCCACGUCCGAAAAAGCCCCCUACCAAGGCAAAUUUGGGCUGGUGGGGGGCUAAAUCAAAUAUGGGGGCUAUACCUUAUUCUAGAAUCGCCCCCCACAGUGAUAAGUGGGGGACGAUUUUAGAAUGCCUAGACAAUCUUCAAGAAUCGCCCCCCAACUUUGGAACCUUCGAUUAUUUUUAUCAAAAUUGUCAAAAAAAUACAAAAUAUGUACUAUAUUAUGGUUAUUUUAUCCAAAAAGACAAAAACAGAACCUAUAAGUUUUAUAAAAGCAUAAUACACGUCAUAUUUUAGUAAUAACUACAUGAAAAAUGAAACAAAUUAAACAGGAAAAGGUUAAAAAUUUAAUUGAAAAACGAAAAAUUCCUAAAUUAAAAAUAUGAAAAAUCUGAUCAAAAAAACGCGGCCUCCCUUCAAAUCGUUUCGAGAUCCAUUAGCAAACUAUUUAACCUACUGGUGGGGGGGCGGCUCGUUCGGACGGGCCUGUGGGGGGCUAUUUCCUACACUAGCGGGGGGCCAUUCUGGAAUAAUCCCGAAUGUUUUUUUACAGGACUUUGUGGACCGGGAAAUGCUGGUGAUCCUCGGGCAAAUGGAAAAACCCUCGGAAAUAUUCCCGUACCUUUUACUCGGCACCGAAUGGAAUGCCUCUAAUUGGGACGAGCUCGAGAGCAACAAGUAUCUUAAUAAUCUCCUAAAACGGAAAAAGAAAUAUUUUUAGCGUUGGCUUCAUUUUGAACAUGACGCGGGAGGUUGACAAUUUCUUCCCCCAGGUCUUCAAGUACCAAAAGGUUUCUAUUCUUCGAUUUUUCGAAAAAACGAUUUUUUAUUUUUUGGAGAGUACGGUAUGUUAAAGUCCGCAAUUGGCGCGUUGCGUGUUUGCACAAAUUUAGUGAACCGUUUCCACUUUUUUUUUUCAACUUUUGUUCUAAAUUUUAUCGAAAUGCAUAAAAAAAUAAUGGAAACAGUUUGAUCAGAUGGAUUAGUUGUUUUUAAUUUAUUUGAAAAAAAAAAUGUAAAAUUUUGACUUGAAAAUGGAAAAAUCGCUUAGAAUGUGCAAACACGCCGACGCCAAAUGUGGACUUUCCGAUACCGUAACCGUCGGGAAUCGAAAUAAUCUCUCUUGUCGCAGCAAAUUUUUUCACAAAAAAAGUCUUUUAUUGAACUUUUUCGUUUUAAGGUUUGGGUGACCGACGAAGCCAACACCCAGCUUUUUGAAUCACUGGAAUAUGACGUCGGCCUUCAUCAGAGAAGCCAAGUUUGUUCAUUUUUUUACUUGGACGAAAGUUUGAAAAAAAUGUUAGGAAAAUUCUAUUUGUAAUCAAGAAAAAUCCUUAAAUGAAGAAAAAUUUUUUUAGAAAGUUUGAAAGUUUUACUCGAAAAACUCUUAUUAAUAUUCGAAUAAUUUCAAAAAAAUCCUUAAAGACGAAAAACGCUUAACAAAAAAAUUAAAAAUUUAAAAUGGCUUCUCUCGUCGGCUUUUUAUCGAAUUUUUUCACUUUAGAACCUUUAAGAAAUUUUUUUAACGCUUUCGAAAAAUGUUAUUAGUUUCUAGGAUUCUCAUUGAUUCUUUUUCAGAUAUUGAAAAUUAUUUUUUUCAAUCUGAAAAACACUGAAAACUUGUACUCGUACGAGAUUAUAAUAUUUCUUCAUAUUUAUAUAUUUUUUUAAUGGGAAAGUGAGGUAAGAUUUUUAGAGAAUUUCUUCUCUUAGUCCAGAAAUCCAGAAAAAUCGGGCUGAUUCUGUUUUUCUUGAUAUUUACUUAACCUUCAGAAUGGAUUCAUAAUUCUUCUUGUAAAACGAGGAAACCCAUUGAGUAUCGUAUCAGAACUUCAGAAAAUCGGGCCGAGUAUUCCAUUUUUUUUGUUUCUCUUAAGCCCUGGUCUAUCAAUUUUUUUCCUUCAAAACUCGAGUAAAAUCAUAGAUAAUUGUGCCAAAAUCCAGAAAAUCGGGCCGAGUUUGCUUGGUGCACUGCAAGAAAGGCAUCAGCCGGAGCUCUUCAACGGUGAUCGCCUACGUGAUGAAGGAGUACGGGUGGAGCCUCGACCAAGCGCUCGCCUACGUGAAAAAGCGGCGGAAUUGCAUUACGCCCAACAAGGUCGGAUCGAUGAAGCCUCGGUUUUCCGGCGGCCAACUUGUAGGCUUUCAGGGGUUCAUCGAGCAGCUCAAAAUGUACGCGGGAGCCCUGGAGGCGUCGCGCCACCGACACCAGUUCAACGGCAGGGCCCCGCGGGCGCAGUCCGUCUCCAGCGUCUGUAG
Caenorhabditis auriculariae is the source of this 9811-nucleotide messenger RNA. NCBI's taxonomy places the organism in Eukaryota, Metazoa, Nematoda, Chromadorea, Rhabditida, Rhabditidae. The record is from the annotation of a GenBank genome assembly.